Vigna umbellata (rice bean) is the source of this 1938-nucleotide messenger RNA. NCBI's taxonomy places the organism in Eukaryota, Viridiplantae, Streptophyta, Magnoliopsida, Fabales, Fabaceae. The record is from RefSeq and is a predicted model, not a curated record.
AUGUAUAUGUGGAAGACAGNGACACCAAAGGGGACUCCUUUGAGGGAUGAACUACGUAUUAAUGAGGACAUGAAUAUGCAUGAAAGCACUAAACGUGAGCUGCAGAGACAGGCUGAUAUGAGAAGAAGUCUGCGUUCUGGUUUAGGAAGCCUUCCUCAGCCCAAGAAUGAGUACCAAAUAGUGAUGGAACCAGUCACAGAAGAUGCCGAAGAGCCUGAGGAGAAGAUUGAAGAGGAUAUGUCUGACAGGAUAGCUAGAGAAAAAGCAGAAGAAGAGGCAAGACAGGAGGCAUUACUUAGAAAACGAUCAAAGGUCCUUCAACGGGAACUUCCUAGGCCCCCUGCUGCUUCAUUGGAGCUUAUAAGAAAUUCCUUAAUUAGAUCUGAUGGGGACAAGAGUUCCUUUGUUCCACCAACCUCUAUUGAGCAGGCUGAUGAGAUGAUUAGAAAGGAGCUUCUAACUUUACUGGAGCAUGACAAUGCUAAGUAUCCGCUUGAUGAUAAAGUGAAUAAGGAGAAAAAGAAAGGAGUCAAGCGAUCUGCAGAUUUGUCUGCGGUCCCUGUGAUAGAAGAUUUUGAGGAAGAUGAAAUGAAAGAUGCUGAUAAGUUGAUAAAGGAAGAAGUCCAAUAUCUUUGUGCCGCAAUGGGACAUGAAAAUGAGCCCCUUGAAGAAUUUAUUGAAGCACAUCGAACCUGCCUCAAUGAUCUUAUGUACUUUCCUACCCGUAAUGCAUAUGGUCUCUCCAGUGUUGCUGGGAACAUGGAAAAACUAGCUGCUUUGCAAAAUGAAUUUGAGAAUGUGAGAAAGAAAUUGGAUGAUGAUAAGGAGAAGAUGGUACGGCUUGAGAAGAAGGUGACUGUUAUCACACAAGGCUACGAGAUGAGAGCAAAGAAAAGUAUCUGGCAGCAAAUUGAGGCCACUUUCAAGCAGAUGGAUAUAGCUGCAACCGAGUUAGAAUGCUUUAAAGCUUUGCAAAAUCAGGAGCAGUUAGCAGCAUCCCACAGGAUAAACAAUUUGUGGAGUGAAGUACAGAAGCAAAAGGAACUUGAAAAAACUUUGCAAAACAGGUACGGGAGUCUAAUUGAAGAGCUGGAGAAGAUGCAAAAUAUCAUGAACCAAUCCAGAUUAAAGGCAGAGCAGCAAAAAGAAAUUGAAGCAAACAAUGCUCAUGCUGAGACCAAAGUCAAUGAAACUGAUGUGCAGGAUACCGGGAGUAUUGUACCUCACUCAGCAGAGGAUGGAAAUGCUCAAGCAAUAACAGUCGAGUCAUCACAUGAUGGAACUUCUGACCAGCAAGUUGAGAUUAUGCAAGACAAGUCGACUUCUAGCCCCAGCCAUGACAUGAAUGUGGAUUCUGAUAACAUGCAUACAAUACAUGACAGUGAUGGUAAAUUAGCAAAUGCUUCACCAGCUGAUGAGAAUGUUGUUGAAGAAGUGGAAGGUAGUAGCCCUACUGGUGGUUAUACUGACAAUGGGGAGAACGUGUCAGAAAUGGGUGCUUCAAUGGAAAUAAAUAGCCCCAAUCAAGAUGUAGUUGCGAAUGCUGUAACCACAGGUGAGAGCAGCAUGGAAGAAACCAAUGCUGUUACGGAGGAGACAAAAUAGGCUGGACACUUUGUAGCUGUUCUGAAAGUUUAAAGGGAGAGAUAUUAGGAUGGGUAGUUUCUCAGUUCAGAUUUCAGUGGAUGUUUAACUGAAUAGAUUGCAUGGAGAGUGAGUCUUGCUGCUUUUUUUUGAAGGCAUAUGAAGAUAUCCAUUCCUAGUUGAAGUUUGGAACAUGUUAUGAUUCUGACAUUAAGCUAUGAGCAUUGAGAUAUUUGCUCUCCCUUUUUUUUUGUUCUUUCAAUAGUCGUCCCCUUUUUAGUGGAUGUCGGCACUUUUAUAAGAAUGUUAAAGGAUUUUAUUUCAAUGAAUUAGACCUUAGAGCUAGUUACUAUU